Molecule: messenger RNA, 1248 nt
Organism: Orycteropus afer afer
Lineage: Eukaryota; Metazoa; Chordata; Mammalia; Tubulidentata; Orycteropodidae
Gene: SLC30A2
Product: solute carrier family 30 member 2
Biological process (GO): response to zinc ion; zinc ion transmembrane transport
Cellular component (GO): plasma membrane
Molecular function (GO): zinc ion transmembrane transporter activity
Source: RefSeq, a predicted model, not a curated record
AUGAAGGCCACGGAGAAGCAGCAUCUGUUGGACGCCAGGCCCGGAGCCAGGUCAUACACAGGAUCUGUAUGGCAGGAUGGGGCUGGCUGGAUCCCUCUGCCCCUACCUGGCCUGGACUUGCAGGGCACUGAACUUUUGGCCCACAGCAACCAUUACUGCCAUGCCCAGAGGGAUCCUGGCAGCCACUGUGACCCUAAGAAGGAGAGAGCCCGCCGCCAACUCUGUGUGGCCUCUGCCAUCUGCCUGGUGUUCAUGAUUGGGGAAGUUGUUGGCGGGUACCUGGCACAUAGCUUGGCCAUCAUGACCGAUGCUGCCCACCUGCUCACUGAUUUUGCCAGCAUGCUCAUCAGCCUCUUCUCCCUCUGGAUAUCCUCCCGGCCAGCCACUAAGACCAUGAACUUCGGCUGGCAGCGAGCUGAGAUCCUGGGAGCCCUCUUGUCUGUGCUGUCCAUCUGGGUCGUGACUGGAGUGCUGGUAUACCUGGCAGUGGAGCGGCUAGUCUCUGGGGAGUAUGAAAUUGAAGGGGGCACCAUGCUGAUCACAUCAGGCUGUGCUGUGGCCGUGAACAUCAUAAUGGGGCUGACCCUUCACCAAUCUGGCCACGGGCACAGCCACGACACCAGCGAGCAGCAGGAGAACCCCAGCGUCCGAGCUGCCUUUGUCCAUGUGAUUGGGGACUUUCUACAGAGCUUGGGCAUCCUGGUGGCAGCCUAUGUUUUAUACUUCAAGCCAGAGUACAAGUACAUAGACCCUGUCUGCACCUUCCUUUUCUCCAUCCUGGUCCUGGGGACGACCCUGACCAUCCUGAGAGAUGUGAUCCUGGUGCUGAUGGAAGGGACCCCCAAAGGUGUGGACUUUAUGGCUGUGCGGGAUCUGCUGCUGUCGGUGGAGGGGGUGGAAGCCUUGCACAGCCUGCAUAUCUGGGCGCUGACUGUGGCCCAGCCCGUGCUGUCUGUCCACAUUGCCAUUGCUCAGAACGCAGAUGCCCAGGCUGUGCUGAAGGUGGCCAGCACCCGGCUCCAGGGGAAGUUCCACUUCCACACAAUGACCAUCCAGAUUGAGGACUACUCUGAGGAUAUGAAGGACUGUCAGGAGUGCCAAGGCCCCUUGGACUGACUGCCUGGCCAGGCACCAGCUGGGAUACGAGCAGGACCUGCAGGUGGUAGGGCUGAGUGUCCCCCAGCCCAGCCAGGACUCUGCUACCCAGUCUGCUUUAUCAACUAGGUCCCCUCCUGACCGCUGCUUCAC